Molecule: messenger RNA, 3376 nt
Organism: Strongylocentrotus purpuratus (purple sea urchin)
Lineage: Eukaryota; Metazoa; Echinodermata; Echinoidea; Camarodonta; Strongylocentrotidae
Exons: 14
Coding region: 1-2199 (732 amino acids)
Source: RefSeq, a predicted model, not a curated record
AUGAUCGUCGGUGGUCGUGAGAGGGAUAUCGGUAUCGGAAGUGGGAUGGUAGAGCUAGAUGGGUCAGCAUCACGUGACCCUGAUCAACCUGGGACGGAUCAUUUAGAGUUCACAUGGAGAUGUGUACAGAUUCCUGAGAACAUCCUCUGUGUAUCGGAGGAGGAUGGGUCUUUCUUCCCUGCUCCGGAGCAGCUAGAAUCUGCUUCUGUGUCUUUCAACGCUUCUCAUAUGGCCCCUAACCAGACCUACGAAUUCACUCUCAGGGUUGCAACGGCAUACAAGGAGAGUCAGGAGACAAGUGUCGUCGUCUGGGCUACGUCAGGCAAUGCUCCGCAGGUUCUCGUGUCCAUACCCGAUUCAGGUCCAGUCGUUUCGACAGAGCCUCUUGCUUUGACGGCUCAUGUUCAUCACGCUACCCCGGUUGCUAUCACAUGGAGUAUUAUUGGUGAAGUCGUCGCUAUGGAGGAUAUGGACUUCACAGGCAGUGCGAGCAACACAGAGCUUGAAGGGUCGACAUGGUCAAUCGUACAUAUCGAAAAAGGUGUUCUACGACCAAACGAAAAAUAUGUUGUCCUUGUGAUGGCUACUGAUGAACAGGGUCAGACCGGUUCAAGUCAGAUGGAACUAGUUAUGGCUAGUGGCGUUUCGUCGUGUCAACUAAAUCUUGAAAGUGGAAAUACUUAUACCGAACUUGACGAGAUUACCUUUACAAUUGACCAUUGCGUGACCGAGGAGGACGCCUAUCCACUGACCUAUCAGCUACUAAGUUCUUUUAGUGGCAGCAAUAAAAGGUCAAUGACCCCUGCUGGCGUACGACCCCUAAUAAAUAUCGUCGGACCCCCAGCGAGGGAAGGCAUGGGAAACAGAUCAUUCUUUGCCCACGUGUGUAAUGCACAUGGUAGCUGUUCAUACUUCAGUCUUGUGGCAUCGAUAGAAAUGAGGUCAUCUCUAGACUCAGAAGCUUUGGAAGUUGUCAUCGUUUCUCAAGAAGCUCUGAAAGGUGACUACCUAAAGGCGUUCCUCGGUCUAAUCGCACUAAGUAAAGUCGAAGAAAGACUAGCCGCAGUCAGACGACGACGAGCAACCGUGACUAGCGAUCGUGCAACGGAGCAACUGAGGCUUCUCUAUAGCGCUAUAACUACAUCAGUACUCGACAGGCCGACAGCGAGUACUCUGAUAGAUGCCUGUCCAGGGAUCGCCAUCGAUGACUUAUCACCAGAGGACAUAGAUAAUUUCCUUGACAAGCUGCACGCUCUUGUUUCUGUGUUUGGGUGCGAUCAAGAGAUUCCUGCUAACAGCGCCUCGGUCGUUCUGUCGAUCAUCGAACAAAUUCAGGCUAUGACUGAUGAUGAAGACACUAUGAAGAUGUGCAGAGAGUUGACAAUGAGUUUGACCAAGGCUAACUCUGCUGGCCUUAUCCUUGGGGACUCUCCUGUGGAGACGUCAUCGGAUGCAUUGACGUCAACUCUCUUCUAUGAUAUCCCACAAGGAUCAUUCAAUACACUGUCUGGAGAGGGCGCUUUCCAGGUUGACCUUGGAAGUGACAUUGCUGAAAUGUAUGGCGGCUACUGGAAAUGUGGUAGAGGACGGUGCAUUGGGAUAAAUAUUCAAUUCGACCAGUACUCUGACAAUACUGAUCCAUACUCAACCGAAGACGAAGAUCGUGAUAACCGGGCAUCCGCCAUAUUGAAUAUCGCCCUCUACGACCCUUCCAGCUGUGAAGAACUGAUGGUGUCAUCUCUGAGCGACCCAAUCCGUAUAAACAUGACAGUGAGCGCAAUGAAGAGGAAUCAUAAAUUCAAAUGCCAUAUCUGGGAUGAAGAGGAUAAGGAAUGGACUAGCGAUGGAAUAGAGACAAAGGAGAUAGAUAACCAGAUGGUAGAGUGUAAGGUUCAACGCACUGGUACGUGUGUCAUCCUAGCUACGGAGAGGGGAGGGGCAAACAAAACCGUGGUCAUCAUCGUGAGUAUCAUCGGAACCCUGCUCAUUCUAACCCUCAUCAUCGUCAUCGUCAUCUUCAUACUGAAGAAGAAACAGAAAGAUAAGGGAGAUGGGAAUGUCGCCACCAACGACAGAAGCACGGCAGUGGCAACGGCUAUGACGUCAGAUGGGAAAGAGAUGGACGGUUCCAAAGAGGCAUCUACAGAGUAUGCUUAUGACUUCAACAUGCAGAACAUGGCCCAAAAGGUGAACUGCUAGAGGGCGCACUUCAUCAGAUCCCGAUAUUAAAUCUACAUGUAAAUCAAUACCAGAUAGUCUCAUCUCCCCGGUUUGAUCAAAAUUGAUUUGAAUAUUUACAGGGAUUCAACUUCUGCGCGGGUCUACGUCACAACUGUUACAACUGAAAUCAUAUCUGGUAUUAAAUCAAUAUGACAAUUUAUCCUUUUGAUACCAUUGGAGACCAGAUGCUUGUUUUAUUGUAAAAUAAAUCUGCAUGAAGUGUGGGUUUUAUUUAUUUCGUAUCUUUAUCGUAUGAAAAUGCCAUUUAGCUUUAAUUUAGACACAAUUAUGUAGGAAAUUGUAAAUAAUACAUGAUUACUUCUUAUUAUUACGCGGAUGAUUUGUAAAUGGAUUUUAUAUUCAGUGCAUUUAUACAUAUUGCCUGGGGUAAGGGGUCUGUACAUAAUAGUUGUUUCCAUAAUGCCUUAAUUUAAAAAAUUGAAUCAUGAAUAGAAAAAUAAAACAGUGCAAUUAUAAUCUUAUACUUAUAAAGUUUGAUCAAUUACUUGAGAUUCUUCCAGGAAAUAGAAGUGUUUAAUCCAGUAUCUCACGUAAAAGUUCUCCACCAUGUACUUUACUACCACUCAUUAAAAACAAUACGAUGCAAAAGUGUACUGUUAUGUCGGUCUGUACAACCAAAGUCCACAGUUACCAUGGUUACUAUUGUUCACAUCUCUUUUUCCUCUCCGAGAAAAGUCUUCCCAAAUCUUUAAUUACCUCGCAGUUUUCUAUUAAGAUGCUGAAAUCUUGCCAAUAUAUUGCAUGAAGGAAGUGUGAAGAGAGGAUGUGGGUCAAUACCAUUAACAUUUUAGGACAUGCUGGGCUACAAAAGAAGAAUUGAAAUAAAACGAAAAUAUAUAUAUAUAUUCAUAUUUUUAAAGGAAUAUAUAGGCCUCAGAUUGAACAAGCUGCGUCUUUCUCACCAAAUGGAGUGAUGUUUGUAUUUUCAAUCUUCCUUCCUUUUCUUACGAUUUAAAUAAUGUAUCAUUAAUCUUUUCUGUAUAUGAUCUGGAUCACCAACUCUCAUUAAAAAUGUUAAAUUUAAAUGAAAUUCGCAUCGUAGAGGUGGUGUAGUCGAGUGGUCUCAACAAUUGAUAGGAGAUACGAAGGUAUUUGGUUUGAUACCCGACACGGCACUUGGGUCCUUUUACAAGGC